AUGGCUAUCAAGUCGCUGCCAGGCAAGCAGAAGAAGCCUGCAGCUUCGACUUCGAGGCAAGCGGCGGCCGCGUCGACCCUCUCGCGCAUCUCUCAGCUCGCCGCACUCCUCCCUCCCGCUGCUCCAGCCUCAGCAUCCCUCAACCCUCUCGCAGACCUCGUCCAGCUCUACGCAGACCUUCCAUUAGCUCUUGCACCGUCCGCCGGCAACAAGGAGCGGGAGGCGAACAGGCAGGAGGUGCACACGGCCUUGCACUCGAUCAAGGCGGUCUUUGAGGCGCUCAUCAAGCAGGGCAGGCUGCAUGGCGUACUGAAGACGGCGAAGCGGGUCAAGGUGGACACGGCGGAGGGGCGGAAAGAAGUUGCGAAGGAGGACGAGAUCGUUCAGAGGGUCAAGGCCUGGCUGAACGAGCGAUGGCAGGACUACCUCGAGGCGACGGCCAAGGUCGCAGGCGGGCACUGGGACAGCACCGUCAGGCUCUCCGCUCUCAACGCCCUCAUGUCGCUCGUCCGGACCGAAUCCAUGUUCCUCACGUCGCUAGACCCUGCACGACGGGCCAAAUUCGCUCGCUCGACCUUCGCCUACGUCGUCCGCGCGCUCCUGCUGCCACCGACGGAAGACGGCACGCUCGACCCGGACGUUUUGGAGGAAUGGAAGAAGUGGUGGGACCGCUGCGACGACGUCCGAUUCUUCUUCCUAGAGCAGGCUGCUGCCCUGCUGUCCACCUACUCUCGCGCCGGCAAGGCCGCCUCCUCCUCUCCGCCCUCGCCUCUGCCUCCUCAGCUCAUCCCGAACACUAUCACCGUUCUCGAGUCCUUGACGACCAUGCCGACCGUACAGUCGGAGAUUAACGAGUGGUUCUGCGCGACACCCGCCGCCAAGGCUUCGACUUCCUCUUCGAAGAAGCGAAAAGCGGACGAGGACGACCCUCGAGCAGACGGCUCGACCGGCAUCUUCGACUCGUCUUCCUCCGAGUCCGAAGCGGAGCCCGACAUGGUCAAGCAGCUCAACUCGCAGCAGCGGAAGAAGAACCUCCCGAAACUGCUCUCACUCGUCGCGCACCGGCGGGUCUUCCAGGACUGCUGGUUCGCGCUCUUGUCGCUGCCGAUCCGCGAGGAGGACAGCAAGCGCGUCUUGAUCAUGCUGCACAGGCAGGUCUUGCCGCACUUGACCGAGCCCAAGCGGUUGGAAGACUGGCUUGUCGAUUGCGCGGACAAGGGCGGCACGGUGGGCAUCUUGGCGAUGAACGGAUUGUUCACCCUCAUGCAGAAGCACAAGCUCGAAUACUUUGGCUUCUACACCAAGCUUUACUCCCUCCUCGACCGAUCCGUCCUCCACGUCCGCUACCGCCCACGUUUCUUCCGCCUCCUCGAAAUCUUCAUGGGCUCGCUCAACCUCUCGUCCAACCUCGUCGCCUCCUUCGCCAAGCGUCUCUCCCGCCUCGCACUCUCCGCCUCGCCCGCAGCUAUCGUCACCGUCGUACCAUUCGUGUACAACUUGCUCAAGCGGCAUCCGAGCUGUAUGGUGCUCAUCCACCGGUCGAGCGAGGGAGACAACUUUGACUGGUCGAACGACCCGUACAACGCCGACGAGACCGACCCGGAGAAGACCGGCGCGCUCGACUCGUCGCUGUGGGAGCUCGCGGCGCUGCAGAAGCACUACCUCGCUAGCGUCUCGAGUCUCGCAAAGGUCUUCGGCGAGGCGAUGAACAAGCAGGCCUACUCGAUGGAAGACUUCCUCGAUCACUCGUAUGCGACUCUCAUCGAGACCGAGUUGGCGCGCAAGAUUACGAACCGACCACCCGCUCUCGCGCCCGUACCGCAGCGUCAACCCAUACGCGACUCGUUCUUCCCGCAUGCGAGUGGAGAAGGUGCUGAGACGGAGGAGAAGCAGGAGGAGGAAGAGCCUGUCGACAUUGUCUCGGCACUCUGGUCGUUCUAG
Molecule: messenger RNA, 1941 nt
Organism: Rhodotorula toruloides NP11
Lineage: Eukaryota; Fungi; Basidiomycota; Microbotryomycetes; Sporidiobolales; Sporidiobolaceae
Product: ribosome biogenesis protein NOC4
Exons: 6
Coding region: 1-1941 (646 amino acids)
Biological process (GO): ribosome biogenesis
Cellular component (GO): nucleolus; small-subunit processome; Noc4p-Nop14p complex
Source: RefSeq, a predicted model, not a curated record